Messenger RNA from Tetrahymena thermophila SB210, 669 nucleotides. Its product is annotated as ADP-ribosylation factor-like protein. The transcript has a single exon. Gene Ontology annotation, biological process: intracellular protein transport; vesicle-mediated transport. NCBI's taxonomy places the organism in Eukaryota, Ciliophora, Oligohymenophorea, Hymenostomatida, Tetrahymenidae. Gene Ontology annotation, cellular component: cytoplasm. The record is from RefSeq and is a predicted model, not a curated record. Gene Ontology annotation, molecular function: GTP binding; GTPase activity.
AUGGGUUGUGGUAAUUCUCACUCUAUCCUAGAGCCUAAGGGCAGAAAAAUUAUAAUGAUGGGAGCAAUAGGAAGUGGCAAGACAAGUAUUUUAUACCAGCUCACUAAGAAAAUGCAAGUUCCAGCUAUUCCCACAGUAGGUCAUAAUGCAGAAUACUUACAAAUUAAUAAAGAAAAGUUUGUUCUUUAUGAUGUAGGCGCUCGUAAUAAUGAUUUCAAUUAAAUACAGCAUCUGCUUGAAUCAGCAAUAGCAUUGGUUUUUAUGAUCGAUGCCUCCAACUCCAACGUUUAAGUUUUCAGAGAAAGUAUUGAUUUAUUUCAUUAAUGCGUCAAGUGUCCUUACUUUUAAGGAAUCCCUGUAGCCAUCUGCCUUAACAAAUAAGAUAUGGCAGAAAAUAUAUAUAUAGAUGAGGAUGUAAUUAUGAAGAACUAUCCAUUAGAUUAGAUUCAAGGAGGCAAUUAUAAAAUUUUUAAAAUGAGUUAUAAAAAUAAGACUGGAAUAGACGAACCAUUUGACUGGAUUUAAGGAUAAAAAUUGAAACCAUCUAAUGUUAAAAAGGCCCCUCGUUCUCCUAAAAGAGGUUAAGGAAACUAAUAUGGCUUCCCACUAUCAACAGAGCAACCAUAAUCUAAUGGAAGUAAGGCUUUGCCUGAGACCUAAGAUAUUUGA